AUCACGAUCACUUAUAGUUUGCGAUCAGUGCAGUUGAUAAAUGGAGGAUUUGUGUUUGUCAAGGUAGUUUUGUUUACGCGUAAAUUUUCAUUCGGUAUCAACACAUCGUGCGUUUUGUGUGUGCUAAGAGGUAGAUGAAGGUGCGUAACAGUUUCCUUCGGGUUUCGUAUUAAAUUUCAAAGGAUUUAACAUGUCUCGCAAUCAUAAAGACAAGUAUGAAAACUCCAACCCACGUCGUACACAUACUUUUAUGUCUACGGAGGAUGCAAACUCUGGAAAGAAAUCGUAUUGGCCAGAAUUGGAGAUAACAGGCAGUAUAAGAAAUUUAAGCCCAAAUUUAUGGCAAUUGACUCAUCUAACGGCUUUGUAUCUCAAUGAUAAUAGUUUACAAAGGAUACCAUCUGAGAUUGGACGUUUAGUCAACUUACGUGCUUUAGAUCUCAGUAGCAAUAAAUUACGGAGUUUGCCAGCUGAACUGGGGGACCUCAUCUACCUCAGAGAAUUGUUGUUAAACCAAAAUUACCUCCGAGUGUUACCAUAUGAACUAGGAAAAUUGUUCCAAUUACAAGUGCUAGGACUGCAGGGAAAUCCACUUAGCAAGGAAAUAAUGGCGUUAUAUGGAGAACCAUCUGGGACUCACAAGCUGCUGUCAUAUAUGCUGGACAAUUUACAAGGUGAGUGAUAAUGAUAAUCAUGGCUUUGAUACUUCGACAGGAGCAAGUGGUGAGUCUGUUUUCGUUUGAUUUAAGCUAGAAUUACGUUUAUUGAUAGAUCAGGUUGCUGCAUAACUUGCCUCUGUUCGUAGAAUCGGGUGAUCGGUGUUGCAGUAAAUAUAAUAUCGAUAUGAACUGUGUGCAGGAGUAAAAUAUCUUCCUUAAUCUCUUAAUCUGUUAGCAAUCCUGUUUCAAAAGCGUAUACUUACGUUGUGUCGCAAAAAUGAAACGGUGACGAAUAAACUCGUUGAACGCAACAUAUGCAACUGCAAUGAAAUUCAGUUAAAUUGCAACGAAACGACGGUUGGUUUCUUUGAAAAAUCAAUAAUUUUGUUGCUAGUAAUUAUUGAUAUUAUAUAUAUUUAUAAUCUGGUUGUUUAAAGAAAAAAAGGAAAAGCAGAAAAAAGAAAAAUCAAAUAAAUACUUGGAAAUAAAACGAUAAGUCAGAAAUUUAAUCAGUUGUUGGUGCAGCUGCUCUGAAAGGAUUUUGGUUUCGUCAAGAAUGCAACAAAUACAUUGACGAGAAGGCAGAAAAUGAAAAACAAACAAAGAAAAGAAUAUACUCAGAAAUUUGUAAAUAUUUCGUCGAUCGCACUGUGUGCGGUCUUUUUUCAAGACAAUUCUUUUUACCAUUUUGUUUUUCGUUCUUUCAAAAUAUUUUAAA
Molecule: messenger RNA, 1377 nt
Organism: Bombus terrestris (buff-tailed bumblebee)
Lineage: Eukaryota; Metazoa; Arthropoda; Insecta; Hymenoptera; Apidae
Product: CCR4-NOT transcription complex subunit 6-like
Exons: 4
Coding region: 191-682 (163 amino acids)
Molecular function (GO): protein binding
Source: RefSeq, a predicted model, not a curated record